Ooceraea biroi (clonal raider ant) is the source of this 1983-nucleotide messenger RNA. RefSeq lists its product as uncharacterized. Gene Ontology annotation, cellular component: plasma membrane. Gene Ontology annotation, biological process: detection of chemical stimulus involved in sensory perception of smell; sensory perception of smell. The record is from RefSeq and is a predicted model, not a curated record. Lineage: Eukaryota; Metazoa; Arthropoda; Insecta; Hymenoptera; Formicidae. Gene Ontology annotation, molecular function: olfactory receptor activity; odorant binding.
UUAUGUAUCUAAUGUUGAUUACGGCAGCUUAAUUAUAAUUUAUUUCACAUUACAGCAACUUUUACUAGACAUAUGAAAAACUAUGCAGGUAAUCGAAAAUUAAAAUGUUAGAUAUUAUUCAUAAUAUUGUUAUUUCGAUUAGUGUACGUAUGUUAACUACUGUAAAUAUUAAUUAUCUUUGAGAUUAAGUACCAAAAUGCACUAUUUAACAAUUAUUGUAAAAUUACAGCCUAUGGCCAUCUUUUCCGUAUGACCAUCAUACUCUAAGUUACUCUAGUUAUAGCCAGCCUAUAAGUGAUGUACGCGCCACAUCCUAAAUCGAUUACUCUUAGUAUCUGGGAAAUAACAUAUGUCUACGUGUACCAUUUCACUUACGUUAUGGUCCACUUGUUAGCACGUAGUUUUUUAUUUAGACCGUUUUAAACUACCAAGGGAAAACAAAAAGUUUCUGGAAUUUGCAAUGCACUUUACUAACGAUGCCAUUUUCCCUUACAUUUUUAAAAACUUCUGUUGCGUCGAAGUUCUAUACAGAUGGGAGAUAUUUUUUUACAUGAUACAUUAAUAGAGAGAUAAAAUAGAACUUUUGUGCUUCCACGAACAGAGAAUGGACAUUAGUCGUUAGGUAAUACUCGACAUGGAUAGUUCGAUAGAAAACGGGCACCAAGAUCUUGAAUGGGCAAUAAAACUAAAUCGUAUCAGUUUGGAGGUGCUUGGAUUAUGGCCUAAAGUUGAGGAAGUUCCUCGGGAAAAAUUAAAGCGCAAUUUGCACGUUCUCGCCAUUUUGCUACUAUUUGUGUUCGGUGUUCUGUUUCCUUGUAUUCAUUCACUAAUAAAGACUCAUGAAGACAUCAUGAUAGUAAUAGAACAUCUGCAAGGUAUCUUACCGAUAAUUACCUGCGUUGUAAGAAUAAUAGUGUUUUGGUGGAAGAAAGAAGUUUGCUUCUCUGAUAUUUUGGAAGACGUUAUACCGAUAAUAAGCAUGAUUACCGAAGAUUGGCUAAAAUCGAGGGAUGUACAAGAAAAAAAAGUGAUGAUUACAUGGGCACAAAAGUCACGCAUAAUUGUUAUAUCCUCAUAUAUUGUAAUGGGAGUAACUUCUGUUUGUGGUGUUCUUCUACCUAUUUUCGGAAUAUCACCAACACACGGAGUGAAUAUUAAUGAUACAGAAAAGAUGUUCCCCCUCAGAGUGUAUUACUUUUACGAUGUAACGAAAAGCCCACAAUACGAACUUACUUAUAUUAGUCUUUCCAUCGGCAUUUUGUUUGCUGCUAUCACAUACACGGGUAUUGAUAAUUUUCUCGGACUAUUAGUGUUUCAUAUUUGCGGCCAAAUAGACAUUCUGAGUACUCGCUUGAUAUAUUUGAAUAAAUUCGUGAAGUUCCAUAAUAGCUUAAAGAAUUGCGUAUGGAAUCACACACGAUUGUUGAGAGCCAUUGCCGUUAUAGAAGAUACAUAUAAUAAGAUGUUACUUGCAUUAUUUUUAUAUUUUGGUAUCCUCUUUGCUUUCUAUGGAUUUUUAAUAAUUAACUUAGUUGAGGAAAGGAAUUAUUUAUCAGUUACACGCAUAUUAAUUCUUAUUUGCCUUGUUAUUACUAUACUUGUUCAUAUGGCUCUCUAUUGCGCUGUCGGUGAAGUUUUAAUCAUUCAAUGCGAUAGAAUGUACCAUGCAAUAUGCAGCCAGAAAUGGUACAACCUGGAUUCAAAAAAAGCCAAAAAUUUGAUCCUUUUAUUGAUCCGAACCAAGGUGUCAUGUUAUAUCACCGCUGGAAAAGUAUUCCCUAUGACAAUGUCUACAUUUUGUAAUUUAGUAAAAACUUCGGCUGGAUAUAUAUCCGUUUUGCUUACGACUAAAAAUACUUAAUAAAAAGUUUAAUACACUUUCUAGCAAAAAAUGAUAAUUAAAACAAUGUAAAUCCAGAACUGAUACUUAAUGUGGUAAAGCUUGUCGUUUUAAUAUCAUCACUGCAAUGACGAUAAAAUUUG